Molecule: messenger RNA, 993 nt
Organism: Phaeoacremonium minimum UCRPA7
Lineage: Eukaryota; Fungi; Ascomycota; Sordariomycetes; Togniniales; Togniniaceae
Product: putative formate dehydrogenase protein
Exons: 2
Coding region: 1-993 (330 amino acids)
Source: RefSeq, a predicted model, not a curated record
AUGAAAGUUUUGUGGGGGAUGCUCGUCCGUUCGUUUUCGUUUUGGAGCAUCGCGGCAAACCGUGACGAUGAGUAUCAGUACGGGACCUGGCGAGACGAUGCUCAAGCCGUCGAGGGCGGAGGCGGAUCGCGGCCGUCUUCCAUCCAGUCGACUGUUCUGACUCCGGACAAGCCCAAGCAGCCAGCGCAGGGGGCGGGCUCGAAGCCUAAGGAGCCCUCGAAUGACGACGACUUCUUCGCGUCUGAUGCUUUGCAGAAUGCAUCGCCCAAGCCAGCCUUUUCCGACAAUGUCGCCGUCAUCAUGGAAACGGACCCGUCCAACGUGCCCAAUUUGAUCCCACUCAUGCUGCACUUCGAGUCGAUUCUAGGCCCCAAGUGGCCAGUCGUUCUUCUCACGCUGGAGGCGAACUGGAAAGUGCCAUCGUCGCCAUCAUUCCGGCGUUUGAUGGAUGCUGGGCGGAUCCGCAUCAUGUACCUCGAGGCGAACACGACUUUCCCGAACCACAACUCGGUGUCUGUGUUCCUGACGAGCCCGUGGUUCUGGGAGCAGUUCGAGUCGGCGCACCGGAUGCUCAUGUUCCAGACGGACAGCAUCCUGUGCUCGAACUCGGACUUGUCGGUGGACGACUUCCUCGAGUUCGACCUGCUUGGGGCCCCUAUCGCGGCGCAAUUUGGACACGGCUACAAUGGCGGGCUGUCGCUGCGCAAUCCGAAACUGAUGCUGCAGGUGGCGCGGGCAGCGCACAGCAGCUUCGGCAGCGAGGGCGGCGGAAACGAGGUUGGGUUCGAGGACCAGUGGUUCUACGGCAAGCUCAAGGCACUGCCAGAGGCCAACCUGCCAAGCGAGGACGUGGCCAAGACAUUUGCAGUUGAGACGAUCUACUACGAGAAGCCGCUGGGCUACCACCAGCCGGAGCGGUGGCAGCACGACCAUAUGGAGCAGAUCAAGGAAUGGUGCCCGGAGGUGGGCAUGUUGAUGGGCCGGCGCUUCUGA